Messenger RNA from Trichoplusia ni (cabbage looper), 3394 nucleotides. RefSeq names its product ATP-binding cassette sub-family G member 1. Lineage: Eukaryota; Metazoa; Arthropoda; Insecta; Lepidoptera; Noctuidae. The coding region runs from base 115 to 2049 and encodes 644 amino acids. Gene Ontology annotation, cellular component: plasma membrane. The record is from RefSeq and is a predicted model, not a curated record. Gene Ontology annotation, molecular function: ABC-type transporter activity; ATP binding; ATP hydrolysis activity. The transcript is spliced from 11 exons.
UUCCAAUAGUCCACUUCGUGUUGGAGCGAAGCGCGCGCGCAUUUGAACGCGCGACUCAACGUAGCGCGCACGCGCGGAAUUCGAGUCGAGGGAGCAGUGUAGUUCGCGAACAAAAUGAUGCUUGCCGGGGCGCAGAUAGUUGACGAAACUAGUGUAGCGUAUACGACGGGGAGUGCCGGGGCCAGUGUCACCAUGUCCCCAGCCCAGGGCUCCUCCCGGGACGCGCAGCCGGUCGAGCCCGCACAGGGACUACACAUGGUGCCCAAAGUGGACCCAGUGGACAUAGCGUUCAGCAACAUCACAUGCACAGUCAAACUGGGAAUCACUAAAGGCAGCAAACAGAUUCUACAUGGCGUACACGGACGACUCCGGCCGCGGCAGCUGGUGGCCAUCAUGGGACCUAGUGGUGCCGGCAAGUCCACCCUCCUCGAUGUCCUAUCGGGGUACCGUAUCACUGGCGUUGGUGGAGCCGUGUUCAUCAACGGAAGAGGACGAAUCAUGAAGAGGUUCAAGAGAAUGUCCUGCUACAUCCAGCAGGACGACAGGCUGCAAGGCCUGCUGACGGUGGGAGAGAACAUGGCGCUGGCCGCCGACCUCAAGCUGCCCACCAAGCUCGACAAGUACGAGAAGGGAGAAGUUAUCGAAGACAUCCUCACAAACCUGGGUCUUUACGAGCACAUGAACACCCGCGGGGCUCAGUUAUCAGGAGGGCAACGCAAGCGGUUGUCCAUCGCUCUGGAGCUCAUCAACAACCCGCUUGUCAUGUUCCUUGAUGAACCUACCACUGGUCUAGACAGUUCAUCCUGCACACAAGUGGUCCAACUUUGCCGAAGUCUCGCUCACCAAGGCAGGACCAUCGUCUGCACAGUCCACCAGCCUUCAGCCUCCCUGUUCGCUUUGUUCGACCACGUGUAUGUGCUAGCAGCUGGAAGGUGCAUGUACCAGGGGACUACUAAGAACCUGGUGCCAUAUCUAGAGCAGGCGGGGAUACCCUGUCCGAUAUACCACAACCCUGCUGAUUAUAUAAUCGAGUUAUCUUGCGGUGAAUACGGACAAGACAAGAUCAAUAUAAUGAGCAACAAGUCCGAAAACGGUAGAGCUCUGGACUGGUUCGAUGACUUCGAGAGUAUCCCAUCGAUGGAGGGUCUCCGUAAGCUGGUCCCGCUGAGUGUGCUGCGAGACACGGAGCCAACGGGAGGGGAUGAGGAGACCAGCCAGUCUAACCAACUCAAUGUGCUCAUCAAACGAGGAUUCAUGAAGGCCAAGAGAGAUGCAACGAUGACUCACCUGCGUUUGAUAGUGAACGUGGUGGUAGGUAUUAUGUUGGGAAGUCUGUUCAUCAACGCCGGUAACGAGGGCUCCCGAGUGCUCGAGAACUACAACCUGCUGUUCGCGAUCCUCAUGCACCACAUGAUGUCUCCCAUGAUGCUGACCAUCCUUACGUUUCCCAAUGAGAUGUCAAUAUUAUCCAAAGAACACUUCAAUAGAUGGUACUCACUAGGGUCGUACUACGUGUCCAUAACACUCGUUGAUCUACCUGUAUCGAUAGUAGCGUGUGCGAUCUUCAGUGUGAUAGUGUACACGAUGUCGUCGCAGCCGCUCGACAUCGUCCGCUUCAGCAUGUUCUUCGCCAUCUCUCUGUACACCGUGCUCGUCGCUCAGAGCUUCGGACUCAUGAUCGGAGCUGUGUUCAGUGUUGUUAACGGCACAUUUUUAGGCCCCACUCUAUCCGUACCGAUGAUGAUGUUCGCUGGAUUCGGUGUCACGCUGCGGGACCUGCCUGCUUACCUCCGCUGGGGAUCAUACGUGUCCUACCUGCGUUACGGGCUAGAAGGCUUCAUAGGAGCUAUCUACGGACUGGAGAGGCCCAUCCUGGACUGCAAUGAAGCUUUGUAUUGUCAUUACAAACACCCUCGCACGUUCCUGAACGAGGUGGCGAUGUCCCCCGACGAGUUCUGGUGGGACGUGCUGGCGCUGUCCGUGUUCGUGGUGACGCUGCGCGCCGCCGCCUUCGUGCUGCUCAAGUGGAAGCUCGACGCCGUGCGGUAGACCAACACUCUUGCAUUACCUGUAGGUAUGUUGCCCUGGUUCUGAUGAGUUCGUUUUUUUGCUUGACGAUAUUUAUUAGGCGUUUACACAUACAUAAUUGAGGCAAUUUGAAGAGGAAUUUGACAAAUUAGGUACCUAAUUAAUCGGAAUUGGUCGAUUUUGUGCUGAAAAUGCCCAAAAUUUCGUUUCGUAAUGCCAUCUUUGUAAUUUUCUUAGUCCGGUCAGUUCUAUUCUUUGAGAUGACAGAUUGACUGUGUCUUUUAUUUUUGUCAGAAUCAGGGAACAUUUUUAAAUUAGGACGGCAUUAAUUUAAGUUUGAAUGUUCUUAAAUGAUUAUUCCACGAGCAUUUUUCACACAUACGCCGUGCGCAGAUUCAGUCUCAAACGUAAUCUUUAACUGUGAGCUGAUUUUUCGUUAUUGCCAUUUAAAUUAGAAAAGUAUGAAUGAAAUUUGUACGAAAAAAGAUGUCAAAAUUGAGGAAGUUUUUUUUGCCUUAGCAUGAGUGAUUGUGACAAAUCUUGAACAAAGACAAAAAAGCAAUUUAUUUAUAUUUUAUUUAGCAUUCUAAUAUUAUUUUUAGUUGGGAUAGGAAAUGUUUAAAAAAAUGCCUUCUAAAAUAUUUGUAAAGAUACAAAAUAUGUAACUAGGUUUAAGGGUCCAAAGGUAACAAAACUGUGAUAAGUUUCCAAAAUAAUUUCAGUCUUCAAAUAUUCCAGACCUGUUUUAUUUCUAAGCUCUUUUUGUACGAACAUUUUUUUAAUUGCUUAGACUUUCUUACACUAAAAAAAGCUUAAAUAUUCACAUUUAAAUUGAGGCUGUGAAAUCAAUACAAAGAAACAAGAAUUCAAAAAUGAGUCAAAUACAAUUUAUUAAGAAUUGGUCAAAACAUUUUCCUUUACAGUACAAAAUUGCCUUUACAUAAAAAAAUCUGUAUACAAAUGUCUAAAGACCGCCACUGAUAAGCUCUAAUUUGACAAUUGCGGAAACAAGACAGCGUACUUCUCGUAUAGCGUUGUCCCUCUUCCACGAUUUCAAGUCUUAGUUCAAAAAGUGGUAGGUUGAACAUUUGAGUCAUUAGUGGCACCUUAGCCUUAUUAACAUAGGGUUAUAUAGUUUAUAUUGUUGUAUGACAUGUAUCGUACCUACCAGUUCGUAGGAAACAUAAUGUACACAUAUUAUUGUGUUAGCAUAUACUUGCCUAUCGUUAGUUGCUCAAUUAGGUAUUUAUUCGUAACUAGUACUAUGAAUACUGUACUGAACUAUUAUGUAGCUAGUACAUUAAGAAUAUACGGUGAUAAUUUUUGUAAAUAUUUUUUUAGUAAUAAAGUUUUUAAUUUUGGUAUA